AGGCUGCCCGAACCCUGCGCGUCCUCCUCGACGCGCUCCUGCUUCUUCGGCUUGGGCCUGAAGCAAGCUCUCCAAUUCUCUGGCUUCGUUGUGUUGCGCUCGCUGCGUCGUCGUCGCUGCGGGUUCCAUAAAGUGUCAGUGGGGUAUUUUGCGGAGAGCGUGGGAGGCAGGCGAGGGACUCUUGUCGGUAGAUCAAUCAAUCAGUCAAAGCCUCUUUCACUGAAGCGCACGAGGAACCUGGGUGGCCACUUUGCCAACCCCCUGUUUGCCUUGGAGUGAGAGAUUUUGAGGUUGUGGAGUGCGCGGCCAAUGCUUUGCGGACGACUGAACCCGCUCCGAAACCGUGACCAGUGCUGAGGCCGUUAAGGAGGAAGGAAUUGUACAUGGUUCAGGAGGUGGGUGAGCUGUAAACCUAUUCCCGAGCGUUUAUUUAGGUUCGUGAAUCGAACUGCUACAAUCGUGGUCCCUGGUCCAGGUUGACUGCAACUACACUUGGUCGAGCAUGAAGCUGGGUUGUGUACACGAGCAACCGGUCUAUGUGUCAGCUUCUCACUGUGGCGCCAAUCGCUGCUGUUUCCUGGCAAUGAAUAGCAACUACGGUUUGCAACCGACAGCUUUGUUGUGCAAAGUUUACAGUUGCACGGAUGUUUAAGCGGGAGAAGGGGCUUGCCAAGAUCAAAUUAUGUGCUGUUUGUGGGAGAUAGAGUGGUCCAUUUCUACUCCCCCGCACAAGUGAGACUAAUUGCAGCGGAUCAAACAAGUCGCGGCUUAUACCGGCAAUAUCGGUUGCAGUUUCGCGGAGUGCAGAUUGAGCUGGUUAUACCGAGUGUUGGCGAUACCUACAUUUGACAAUGUGUUCUUCGGAUGUCUUUGAUUUGCUGGUUGAUUUUCCCCUGCAAUUGAAGACGGAGCCUCUCGACGAUCUGUUCGACACAGAGCCGAAACCGAUUCUGAAUAGGAAACUACUUGACACUCCUACCUCGUUUUUCUGUUAUGACGAGGAGCCGACAAAUAGUAUUCCCAAAUCCCCUGUUCCCAUGUUCAACUACGAAGAAGAAGAGGCGAUUUUUAGUCCGAAAUCUCCAACUCAAGCACUCAACUGUGAUGGAGUAGACAUGAAGUCGUGUCUGAGGAGUCCGUCUCCCUCCCUUAAUACUGAUGGAGAACAGAUUAAUAGAAGUCCCAAAACUUGCCCCGAGCCAAGGACCCCGAAAGCAAAGAGUAGACCUGAGUCUUUGUCUCCCCCAGCCGUCACGAAAUCUGAUUCUCCUAAAACGUCCGUUCUGACCACAGCAGAUGGCAGUGCUCUUGUUGGAGGUCCUGUGUAUAUGAAAGCCUCCAAGCUUCACCCUUAUGAAGACUUCCAUUCUUUUUUAAUUCGAGAGGGAGGAAUAGGGAGGGAUCGGUUGGCCAGACUUGUUAGCUCUCAAGAAUAUCCCCGCGCCGAUGAGGACUUUGUGUCAUUUCUUGCACGCUCAAUUGGGAUCAAGGACGAGCAAUACGUAACCAACUUGAGGCAAGCUUUGAGAUGUGAACCUAUAAUUGAUUUUGGGAAGUCCCAAGGACCUGUGAAGAUGGAGGUUGACUACUCUAAGCUUGAGGUUGGACCAGACGAGGAUGCCAUUUCUUUCUUCGUGCGAGCGGGGUCGUGGGAGUCGACUUCUUCUGUGGAUGAAGAAUUAGCGUCGGUGGGUUUGGACGAGGAUGAAGAUGCGGAGUCCUUUCUCAGACGGACUGGGAACUUGAGCACGUCUGGCCUGGAAUUUGAAUCUUUGAAAGACUCCCAGUUUGUACCAGCAGGAAUGAGUUCCUUCAUCACCGCCAAGGAGGAAUUGGAGGCUUUGAAGGACCAAGUUUUAGUCCAAGUAAGCUCACCGAGCGAGCCGAUGAAGGAUGAGGUUUUGGUACAAGUGACGCCACCCAGCACUCCGGAAGAUAUGGAAGGUGUCGUUGUGAACAGAAAGAGAAGGGCGUCUGACUCGGAGUAACGACCUGGAUUCCAACCUUUACACAAGGUGCAAGUGAUAUGAGUGCAUCAGGGAUAGCCAGGUUUCACCUCGUAGGUCUGGUUUGUGCACUGUCGAUCGGGGCAUUCACAUGCUCGUCGAUUUUCACCACGGCCGGGUACGUAAGCCUUAUUUUUUUCAAGCUGCACCGAACCAUGAAGUGUCAGUGCCUUGCACCCAUAAGUCCGCCACAUUCCAUCAUCAUAUGGGCGAUUCUGCUCCCAUAGAUAUGUAUCUUUGGUGGAUGCACAACUUCCAUUUGAAGCGGGGAUGAUGAUGAAAGCACUAAAUGUUCUCAAUAUGUGAGGAAAAGUGUCAAUGGGCUCCGUAGCUCAUUUCGUCUCUUGUCAUCAAGCAGUCGAUUACCAGCUCCCUUUUGACUGCACACGCAUAUGGCCUUUCAUGAAGGUCACUCCAGCGCACGCACUUGUCAGAAACGAUGCACUAAGCAGCGUCGAAACUACCUGUUCCAGAUCUGGUGCAACUACUGUCUUCGUCUGUCAACUGCCUUUUUCUCUCUGGGUAUAUCUGAGUGAAAUGUAUCCUAAGAAUAGACUUCGGUGUAGUAUGUACCAAUAUUGUUGUUGUCUUCACGAAGUCAGGGUUGUUGAGUCUUUAUAGGCAUCGCAGACGUUUUUGGCAGAGAGUCAUUGUUCGACACCUGUGUUGUAUGCACUUCGUGCAUUCUCAGGCUGUACCAUUAUGAACUCCCAAUUUUGCGAUAGAGCUGUGGUCAUGUAACCUCUGGUGCAUCUACACCACAUUAGUCAUAUGUAUAUUCCGAAUAUAUCACAUGCGUACCGAUAACUUUGUGGAUAUAGUAGGUUAGCGUAGUUCUUUCACCGGUACAGUAAAUCGAGGUCAGACAGGUGGCCAUCCGCGUUUUGGCACAGCAUAUAGAUGACAUAUGUUCUGAUACCGAUGAGUCGUCAAGUCCUAGUGAUAUAGUUGGGGAAGCUGAGUAUGAGUGGGCACUUACGAUUUUGUAGCAAGUCUGAGCUGAGAGCAACUAACUGACAAGUUUUCUUUACAGUACAGUUCCUUUUGCUCUUAGUGGACACUGAAGGCAAAAAGUAUGGAAACCGUCUUGGAAUUUAGUACAAAUAAAUAAAGUGCGCAGCAACCCAGUAUGUCUCAACGUAGCCUACAUCGGGGCAUAGCGUGUAUAUCUUGUAAGCCGGCUCCGUUAUUC
Marchantia polymorpha subsp. ruderalis is the source of this 3198-nucleotide messenger RNA. Lineage: Eukaryota; Viridiplantae; Streptophyta; Marchantiopsida; Marchantiales; Marchantiaceae. The record is from the annotation of a GenBank genome assembly.